Messenger RNA from Linum trigynum, 1101 nucleotides. Lineage: Eukaryota; Viridiplantae; Streptophyta; Magnoliopsida; Malpighiales; Linaceae. The record is from the annotation of a GenBank genome assembly.
AUGGAUUUGUACCUGAUGAGCGAAAUGCCGGCGUUCUCGACUGCGGUGGUUAUUUUGAUCCUGAUGAGCAUCUAUGGAGGAGGAGCUGCGCCGGGGGAGAGGGACAGGGUUGGAACGCUGCCUGGCCAGCCGGCUGCCGGUGAGCUCCCGUUCAGCCACUUCAGUGGCUACGUGGAACUACCGGCAGCAGGGACGAAGAUGCCGGCCCGCCAUGUCUUCUACCACUUUGUCCAGUCCGAUAAUUCCUCCCAGCCCGCCGCAGAAGCGCCGCUGGUUAUCUGGUUCGGUUCAGAACGAUUUUGCUCGCCAAUUGGUUACGGCGGGAUGUUGGAAGUGGGCCCGUUACGGGUCCAGUCCGACAUGACGCUCGUGCUGAACGACAACUCGUGGCAUAAAGAAGCGAAUCUCCUGUUCGUGGACCUGCCGGCCGGUGUCGGCUUGUCCUACUCCGAGCGCAUAACAGCAGAGGUAAUAUCAGACGAGCAGACAUCAAAAGAUGCCGUCGAUUUCCUCCACCGGUGGGCGGAGAAGUUCCCGCAACACCGCGAAGCAGAACUGUACCUUGGAGGAGAAGGCCACGGGGCACAUCACCCCGUCCGCCUGGCUGCGCAAAGCAUGCGAGACAAGGCGUUGCUUCCACCGGGGAUGCAACUCCGAGGCAUACUGCUUGGUGAUCCAGAGAUGGAUCUAGAGUCCACUUUCUUAGGAUUCGUGGAUUACCUCAGUGCAAAGGGCAUGAUGAGCCAGGCUAGCCGGCAGAAGGUGUUGACGACUUGCAUCCUCAACUCCACGGCAGACUGUGGGAUGGCAAUGCACCUGGAGGCGAUCGCCCUCGGCAUGGAAGUGUCAGCCAUCAUCGAGCCACUUUGUUCACCGAGCACUCACCCAACCUCCAAAUUCCUCUGGUUCGACCCAUGCUCGGUCAACUACCUCCACGAGUACUUGAACCUGCCAACUGUUCAGACUGCUCUCCACGCAAACCAUUCACACCGUGUCCCGGGACCGUGGAAGAUUUGCAGCAAAAAUUUGAGGCAAGGGCAGCUUCCACCGGGAUCGGAUAAGCCCAACUGGAUCACCGACACCAUGAGGGAGCUGGCAUAA